This is a messenger RNA of Nothobranchius furzeri (turquoise killifish), 4868 nucleotides long. The record is from RefSeq and is a predicted model, not a curated record. Lineage: Eukaryota; Metazoa; Chordata; Actinopteri; Cyprinodontiformes; Nothobranchiidae.
CCUAUUGAGCAGCAGCGACAUUCGAGUGAGAGAGCUGCAGGUUUAGGAGAGCAGCAGGAUUUGGGGUGGCGCGUCUGUCGCUGUGUUGAGCUCAUCGGAAGCGUCGGUGUAGAGAUGGCAGUAAAACAGUAGCGGACUGCCGGGCCUGUGGGGAACCGAGGACCCGAACGUUCCUGCACCGUUGACUACAUGAGGAGCGCACAAGAGCGAGCAAGUGCAGCCAUGGGACACGGAGUGGGUUGAACCAAAGGGUCUAGCAAAACACAUCCAUUGUGUUCUUCAGGCUUCCCACUGUGGCGUGUGACAUGGCCACGACCUCAUCACGGGCAGAGACUAGCCAUAACCACCGACGCACGCUGCAGCUCAAUGCCAUUGUUUCCUGUGCCAAGCUUAAACGGAAAAAGACUAUUUUCGGGGCUGCCAUUUAUGUGGAGGUGACAGCAGAGGGAGAGACUCGCCGUACCGCAAAGUCCCACAGUUCCUCCAGCCCUAAAUGGGAAGAGAGGCUCACUCUGACCGUGACGCCACUCACACAAGUGGAUUUCAAAGUAUGGAGCCAUCACACGCUGAAAGCAGACGCUCUGGUGGGCAAAGCCACGCUGGACCUCAGUCAGGCGUUGGAGCGCCAUGACAGAAAACUGGAGAAUGUGAAAGAGAUGCUGAAUCUGAAUGUGGAGCAGAAAGGGGUUCUUGUGCCUGUGGGGGAUCUGACCGUGUACCUCGAUGGUCUGACUGUCACUGACCAGCCUGGACUGGAACCACUUACUAAUGGCAACACAGCAAAUGGCACCAAAGUCCAGCAGAACGGUGAGGCUCUUCACGAAAACGGGGAUUCAUCCUCUUCCUCUUCAAGGGCCGCCAACAGCACAGUGAACGGGACAGACUUGGGUCAAAGGUCAGGUUCCUGUUCAGCCACCAGUGGUGCGGAGGGUCAGGUGCCUUCCAGCUCCUGCAGCCCUGCUCCUGAUCACACCCUCAACGGGGACACCACACCCAACUCCACCCCAGUGCACCAGCCCUCGGACAGGGAGACGGAGACCAGACUAGUAAAUGGGGAAUCCGCCGAGGCUGUUCUAAGGGAACCUUCUGCAACAAGAGGUGACGCGCCGCCCCCUGUUGAUGACCACGAGGACUGCAAUCCAGAUGCUGAAACGGCCCCUGCGAGCACAUCUCAGCUAGCCUCCACCCCUUCUCCAGCCACCUCUGUUGCUGCUAAACCCGCCAACGGCACUGCUGCUUCCACUACACAUGCCUCUCCAGCCCAGGGGGCCACCACCGUCACAACAUCUUCAUCUUCGUCCUCUUCCUCUCCAGCCGCGGGUGACACAAGUGCUUCAGGAAGUGUGGGAGGCAGCAGUAGUAAUGGCACAGCUGUGACUACAGAUGGCGUGAAGCCCAGGCAGCAGACGCCCAACGCUGCAGCCUCAGAUCCUUUACCACCAGGGUGGGAACAGAGAAAGGACCCACAUGGGAGAAUGUAUUAUGUGGACCACAACACCCGGACGACUACCUGGGAAAGACCACAGCCCCUACCACCAGGGUGGGAGCGUCGGGUGGAUGAUCGGGGCAGGAUCUAUUAUGUAGACCACAACACGCGCACCACCACUUGGCAGCGUCCCACCAUGGAGUCUGUGAGGAACUUUGAGCAGUGGCAGAGCCAGCGCAGCCAGCUGCAGGGAGCUAUGCACCAGUUCAACCAGAGAUACCUCUACUCUGCUUCCAUGAUGUCUGCUGAGAACGACCCUCUUGGCCCGCUGCCUCCUGGCUGGGAGCGACGAGUGGACUCCAAUGAUAGAGUGUACUUUGUUAACCACAACACCAAGACGACACAGUGGGAAGACCCUCGGACCCAGGGGCUACAGAACGAGGAUCCUCUGCCUGAAGGCUGGGAGAUUCGCUACACAAGGGAAGGGGUUCGUUACUUUGUGGAUCACAACACCAGAACCACCACGUUCAGUGACCCCCGCACUGGAAAGUCCUCUGUCACCAAAGGCCCACAGAUUGCAUACGAGCGCAGCUUCAGAUGGAAGCUGGCUCAUUUCCGUUACUUGUGCCAGUCCAACGCUCUCCCUAGCCAUGUGAAGAUCACCGUCUCCAGACAGACACUCUUUGAAGACUCAUUUCAGCAAAUCAUGGCCCUGAAACCUUAUGACUUGAGGAGGAGGCUUUAUGUCAUCUUCAGAGGCGAGGAGGGUCUGGACUAUGGUGGCCUAGCUCGGGAGUGGUUCUUUCUGUUGUCCCAUGAAGUGCUAAACCCCAUGUACUGCCUGUUUGAGUAUGCUGGGAAAAGCAACUACUGUCUGCAGAUCAACCCAGCGUCAGCCAUCAACCCGGACCAUCUCUCCUACUUCUGCUUCAUCGGACGCUUCAUCGCAAUGGCCCUUUUCCACGGGAAGUUCAUCGACACGGGCUUCUCCUUGCCUUUCUACAAACGCAUGCUGAACAAGAAGCUGAUCCUUAAAGACCUGGAGUCCAUCGACCCAGAAUUCUACAACUCACUCAUAUGGAUCAGGGACAACAACAUAGAGGAAUGUGGUCUGGAGAUGUACUUCUCAGUUGACAUGGAGAUCUUGGGGAAGAUCACUUCUCAUGACCUCAGACCCGAUGGCGCCAACAUCCUGGUGACUGAGGAAAACAAAGAAGAAUACAUCAGUCUGAUGGCAGAAUGGAGAUUCUCACGUGGGGUCGAAGGUCAGACCAAAGCCUUCCUGGAUGGAUUCAAUGAGGUGGUUCCGCUUCAGUGGCUCCAGUACUUUGAUGAAAAGGAGCUUGAGGUGAUGCUGUGUGGAAUGCAGGAGGUGGACCUACAGGACUGGCAGAGGAACACUGUGUACCGCCACUACACCAGGAACAGUAAACAGAUCAUCUGGUUCUGGCAGCUGGUGAAAGAAGUGGACAAUGAGGUGCGACUGCGACUCAUGCAGUUUGUCACUGGAACCUGCAGGCUUCCUCUGGGCGGCUUUGCUGAGCUCAUGGGAAGUAACGGUCCUCAGAAGUUCUGCAUUGAGAAGGUGGGGAAGGACACGUGGCUUCCUCGGAGCCACACAUGUUUUAAUCGUCUGGACUUGCCUCCCUAUAAGAGCUAUGAGCAGCUGAAGGAGAAGCUUCUCUUUGCCAUCGAGGAAACGGAGGGAUUUGGUCAGGAGUAGAGGGAUGAGUCCACAGGCCCACUCCGGACCACCGCUGUUCACUCAGCCAAGAGAAACAAACUCAAACAAUUGCACAAGAUAACCACCAAUGUAAAUAAGCUAUUUUGUCAUCUAAAACCAAAUCUUAAUUUGCAGCGUAAUUCUUGUGGCGGUCCCAGGCUGUAUUAUAGAGUGCUCCAACAUGAAAUAUGCAAGCAUUUUAGCGUCCUGAGACGGUGGAUGUUUUUACGUGUCCUCCAUCAGCUGACCGGCGUUGGGUGUUUUUGAGAGGUUUCUAGUUCAUUUCAGGCUCUAGUUCUAUAGAGCCUUUAAAAGGCAAAAAGUAGGAAACUUGGUGCCUGAAGUCCUUUUUCCUGUCAGACCCGCAGUCAUUUAGGAAUUCAUGUGCGCUUGCAUGCUGCCCGUGAAGAUUAGGAGACUGCUGUGACUGCCGCCAUGGCAUGCACGCAGACAUUUUGGCAUGGACCGCUGAAUCUCCGAACGAGCUCGCCGUCAUACAAGGUUCGUCAUCAGUGGUUCUGAUCCGGAACACAGAACGUCGCUCGCUCCCAGUUAGGGUUUUCUCCCAGUGGUCCAGGACAACCAGUGGAUCCUUCUGCAGGGGCACAAACGAGUGCUCAAGGAAGAUGAUGUUCUAAAUCCAUUAGAAAGCAUAAGCCAUGUGUGUGUAAGAGUGUGUGUGUGGUUCUAAGUGAAUGCCAGAGAUGCGGGACAUGUUCCCGGCUACCUGCUUGCACACUGUGACGUAACAAACGAAGGGCUUCUGAAUGGCAUCAUACGAGGAUUCCACCUUAAUAAUCUGCAUUGUAACCCUGCAGUUUAGAAAAUGGCCCAAAGCAACAAUAAUUCAGUGGUCCAGUUUGUCCUGGAUGGGUGAGAAAGACUGUUUUAGUUUUAACAGGUGGCUCACACACCUAAUGAAAACGUUAAGACAUUAUCAUCUCAAACAGAUCUUCUGUAGUUGUGUCCAGGUGCAAAGAUCUCUUUGGUGUGGGGGGGAGAGAACCCAGAAGCCACGCCCACUUAUUCAGCCUUCUAGGUGGCACAGACUUUCCCAUCAUGCAUCUCUACUGCAGCCUGAUGCACCACAUCACUGUGUUAGUUUUAUACUUAAGCCUUAGUUCCCACUGAGCUUUUGUUUAUUCAAGUGGAUGUUCUCUUUGUUCUACGUGUCAUGUGGUUUAAAUCAGGCAGAGGACAGCAGAUCUCGUAGCUUCCAGCUGCUUCGGGCGAUGAUGUCCAUCCGUCCCGUAGAGGAUGCAUGUCCAGCUGAGCUGCAGGGAGGAGGAAUCUUUACUCUAGCAGGAACCUACCGUGUGUGUGAGAGAAUAUUAACUACAUAAAGUAAAUCAAGUACUUUAUUUAUAAAUCUGCGAUGCCUUUGUUCUUAUCAGAAAUUGACUGUUUCAGGUUAAUGUCAUAGCGGACAGAUCAGGACACACCUGGACAGCUGGGCUCAUUAAAAUCCACUCAUCGUUUUUAGAUUAACUCAUUUUUUUUAUUGCGUGGGUAAAUCUGUGACGUCAGCCACCUGAAACGCAUCCCAACUGUAACAUAUCACGUGUAGAUACACUGUAAACAGCAGCUACACUGUACAGAAUGCCCCUUUACUGGAGACGGUGUGUAUAGAAGAUUCAUUUUUAAUCUGAUUUCACCCAUUUUAAAUGGAGAGAGAUGGAUUCAUGAGCUCCAAAUAAAUAAGUGAAUAAACCCCCUCAA